AUGAUUUUCAUCUUCACCCUAGUUGCCUCAGUGGCCUUUCCCCCCCUUACUUUCCAUGCAUCAGUCCAUGCUGCAAAUAUUGAUGAUCUAAAAGGAGCAACUGAUACGUUCAGUGCCGCACUUGGAGAGAGUCAAUAUAACCUCACAGAGGCAGAUGGAGAUGUAGGUGACUUUGCUACUAGACUCUUCGGCUUCGAGGGCUGUGGUGGCUGGGGCUCUCCUCAGCGGAAGGCCAUCUAUUCCGGCUGGCAGCAAGCCUGGCACAUGAUGGAUGCCAUUCAAGGAAAGGAGCUGAACUGGAACGAAGCUGCAGCUAUAGAAUUCUUCGCACCACCUUUCAUCAAUGAGGCAGAGCAACCUGCCAUUAAAGAGAUCAUUGAUACUGUUGUGACGAUCAGAGCUGGUAGCAGUCUCAAUCCGUUUCAAUGGAAACUUCAUGUUCGUUGCGACGAUCCAAGCGAUAUAUGCAAAUGCAAACCAAACACCCAGCUGGCAUACACAACCAACAAAGACCAUGAUACAGGAAAAGCACGUAUCGCAUUUUGUCCCAAUUAUUUCCUCGAACCAGACCUCCUCAAAGUCAUCGAUGAGAAUAGCAAGAAGGAGUUGCCCAUAGAACAUCGCGCAGAUCUCAAUAACUACGUUCGAAACAAAGGACGUGUUUGGUUCCAUGAGCUUCUCCAUGUUGACUGGGCCUCUGGCGUGGAUCCGCGGUACCAUAUCGUUGAUCUCUAUGCUCUAUACAGCCGGAGUGACCAGACCGUCGUCAAGCAAAAGAUUUAUAAUACAGCAAAAACUAAAGGUCUCGCUGCAUUUCACCUCGAUCCAGCUUGGUGGAUUAAGAGAAGUGCUGAUAACUUCGCCAUGUAUGCGAUGGCCAAAACCGUUCAAAAGAUAACUGGCAAUUAUCCUCAUCUUCCCUUUGCCUCAACACUAGAAUGUGUGUACGACAUUCCCCAUAUCGGGCUUAAUCAUGUUACGGCGGGGGACGUAAUGAUUGUGCCUGAAGGUCAAGGCAAAUGUCAAGCCCCUAAUAAUAAGCAUAUUCCUAGAGACAAGAGCCUCGUUGUGCCACUGAACUCUACUGCCCGGCUCUCGAGUCGGAGCUAUUACCCUGAGGACUAUAAUCGCCAAUUACGAGGUUGGUUGGCUGAUUCAAAUCCUCGCCACAACCGUGUUCGCAUUGUGUUAAUGCAAGCUUCGAUGGAACCUCAAUGGAUAGUCCUUCAAGAUACACAUGAAGAGCCUAUCAAAUACUUCUGUCUUGCAGCAGUCCUAACAAAGGUGCCCGCAAAGGGAGGCGAGGACAAUCCGGAGUUUCCGACUGAGCUUCCUGCAUUCGAGGCCCACGGAGCUAAGGGGUGUGUUUAUUCUGGAACUUCUAGCAUUGUAGGUAGUUUGGCAUGUGAGAAUGGUCCUCCCGAUAUUCGAUGCUGGGAGGACCCUGAAUGGAGGGAGAUGUCUUAUUGUGAUGGGGGGAAAUACAUGCUGGGAAUUAAGUGUGACUGGGCAUGA
Messenger RNA from Fusarium tjaetaba, 1515 nucleotides. Its product is annotated as killer toxin subunits alpha beta. The record is from RefSeq and is a predicted model, not a curated record. Lineage: Eukaryota; Fungi; Ascomycota; Sordariomycetes; Hypocreales; Nectriaceae. Gene Ontology annotation, molecular function: metallopeptidase activity. The coding region runs from base 1 to 1515 and encodes 504 amino acids. The transcript has 3 exons.